Cottoperca gobio is the source of this 2309-nucleotide messenger RNA. RefSeq names its product protein phosphatase 6, regulatory subunit 3. The record is from RefSeq and is a predicted model, not a curated record. Gene Ontology annotation, cellular component: cytosol; nucleus. The transcript has 14 exons. Bases 357 to 2309 code for a protein of 650 amino acids. Gene Ontology annotation, molecular function: protein phosphatase binding; protein phosphatase regulator activity. NCBI's taxonomy places the organism in Eukaryota, Metazoa, Chordata, Actinopteri, Perciformes, Bovichtidae.
CUAGAAGUCUAGUGUACCUGUAUUUGAAGGAGGCUCCUCUCUUAAUGUUUAAUCUUUUAAGUACUAGGCAUUGUUGAAUCUUUUUGUAAUUAAAAGUAAUAAGAAAAAUUGCUAUAAUACCCACACAAAAAGCAGUGGCACAUUCCUUUAACAAGUCUCCAUCUGUUUCUCACCUCACAGGUGUCUGCUGUUGAACUGCUGUAUGUGUGCUGUUUGUCAGUCUGUCCAUCACCGCUGUCUGCCUGCCUGUCUGUCCAUCCGGCUUGCCUGGAAUGGGCCACAACUCCCAAAGACUAGAACACACACCUUUUUAACCUGAGCUCCGCCGUCCGGACUCUACCAUACUCUCAGCCAACAUGUUUUGGAAAUUUGACCUCCACACCACAUCCCACAUUGACACGCUGUUGGAGAAGGAGGAUGUGACGCUGACAGAGGUGAUGGAUGAGGAUGACGUCCUGCAAGAGUGCAAGGCCCAGAACCACAAACUGGUUGACUUCCUGCUGAGACCACAGUGUAUGGAAGACCUGGUCACCUUCAUCACACAGGAACCCUGUACUGAUGUUGAGGAGAAGGUUAAAUACAAGUAUCCCAACAUAUCAUGUGAGCUUCUUACGUCAGAUGUGGGCCAGAUCAACGACAGACUGGGAGAAGAUGAAAAACUGCUGAUGAAACUUUAUAGCUUCCUCCAGAAUGAGCCGCCUCUCAACCCACUCCUGGCCAGCUUCUUCUCCAAGGUCCUGUCCAUUCUUAUAGGACGCAAGCCUGAACAGAUAGUGGAUUUUCUGCGGAAGAGGGAGGACUUUGUAGACUUGAUGAUCAAACACAUCGGUACAUCUGCCAUCAUGGACCUGCUUCUCAGAAUGCUUACCUGCAUUGAACCACAACAGCUACGGCAGGACGUUCUCAAUUGGCUGAAUGAGGAGAAGGUGAUUCAGAGACUGGUGGACAUGGUACAACCUUCUCAAGAUGAGGAUAGACACUCCAAUGCCUCCCAGUCACUGUGUGAGAUAAUCAGACUGAGCAGAGACCAGAUGUUCCAGGUCCAGGGCUCCUCAGAUCCAGACCCACUUCUGGCCACACUUGAAAAGCAGGAGACGGUGGAGCAGCUGCUGUUUAAUAUCUUUGACAAGGAGAAGAAUGAAUCUGCAAUUGUCAGUGUUAUCCAGAUCCUCCUCACAUUGUUUGAGACCAGGAGACCAGCGUUUGAGGGUCAUAUGGAGUGCCCCCCUGGGAUGUCCCAUCCUUCAUUCUCCGUCAAUCACAGCAUCCUUGAGGCUGUGAGACCCCGACUUAAAGACUUUCACCAGCUGCUACUGGAACCACCAAAGGCGAAUGUGAUGAAGACAACGUGGGGGGUGCUGGACCCUCCUGUGGGCAACACCAGGCUCAAUGUGGUCCGACUGGUGGCCAGUCUGUUGCAGAGCAACACUCACAGCAUCAACACAGAACUCAUUAACCUCAACACACUGGGAAUCAUACUAGAUAUGUAUUUCAAAUAUAUCUGGAACAACUUCCUCCACAUUCAAGUGGAGAUCUGCACAGCCAUGAUUCUGGCUAUGCCCCCCGCACCCACUGACAUCCAGCCAGACACGGAGCAGGAAAAUGCAAGGGAGAGCAUCCUCAUCAAACAUCUCGCUGAUCUUGGUCUGGAUGCCUCCAUCCGCAGCUGGAUAUUCAACUUCCUGACGGGCAAGCCCCAGGUGGUGAGAGUCGGCAGCCACACUUCUUUCUCGCUGACACUGAACACGGGUACACCACAAGGCUGUGUGCUCAGCCCCCUCCUGUACUCCCUGUUCACCUACGACUGUGCUGCCAAGCACAGUUCAAACAUCAUCUUUAAGUUUGCUGACGAUACGACCAUCAUGGGCCUCAUCACAAACAAGUGCAAGACUAAAGAGAUGAUCGUGGACUACAGGAGACAGAAGGGGGUGGAAACCUCCCCAUCCAUGUUGGUGAUGCUGAGGUUGAAAGGACUGAGGAAGUUUGGCAUGAACACCAGCAUCCUCACACACUUCUACAGAGGAACCAUUGCGAGCUUGCUGACGGGCUGUAUCACGGUCUGGUACGGGAACUGUUCUGCUCAAAGCCUCAAAUCGCUUCAGAGGGUGGUGGAGGCGACACAGCACAUCAUUGGCAACAGUCAAAGCAUCAUCAAGGCGCGAAAAGGUAGAUCAUCGGAGGGCACUUUUCAAGAUGGCGGUUCCGUCAACUUCAGCGACCCCUUCCCCCACUACAGCUACAGCCUAUGUCACUCAAACUGUCGCAGCAACACUAUUGGUUGUAAACCCAUCGCUCAAAUCCAGUCAUGA